Molecule: messenger RNA, 1329 nt
Organism: Spea bombifrons (plains spadefoot toad)
Lineage: Eukaryota; Metazoa; Chordata; Amphibia; Anura; Pelobatidae
Gene: NDUFAF5
Product: NADH:ubiquinone oxidoreductase complex assembly factor 5
Exons: 11
Coding region: 105-1253 (382 amino acids)
Biological process (GO): mitochondrial respiratory chain complex I assembly
Cellular component (GO): mitochondrion
Molecular function (GO): S-adenosylmethionine-dependent methyltransferase activity
Source: RefSeq, a predicted model, not a curated record
GGAAGUAGGACUGCGGUGUGGGAAGCCGCCAGGAACCCUCACCCUGUAUAAUAUAAUCCUCCGGGACAGGAGGCGUCUGUACGCCGUCAUGUGUAGUUAUUAUUAUGCGCGGUGUGACUGACGGCAGAUGCAUGUUGACGAUGCUCAGCAGUGCUAUAUCCCCCUGCGUGAUGGGAGUGACAGCGGCUCUGUGCAGGGCCGGUACCCGGGUAUGCAGAGCCGGCCACACGCUUGGAAGGAGCUGCCGCUGUCUCGCCUCCAGCACUAAGCACGGGAAGUUCCCCGGUCCCCGCCACACGUUACCCCGCAGAGGGGCGUCUAGCUCUGGGACGGAGAGCGUUUUCAAUGUGUUUGACAGGAGCAUGAAGAGGAGGCAGCGGGACUGGGCUGCUUCCCUGCCGGAUGGCCGCCAGUAUGACUACCUCAAGGAAGAAGUGGGAGGAAGAAUUGCCGACCGGGUGUUUGAUGUAGCCAGGACGUUUCCUUUUGCUUUAGAUCUUGGCUGUGGAAAGGGGUAUAUUUCUCAGCAUUUAACUAAGGAAACCGUCGAGAAAUUAGUUCAGACAGACAUGUCAGCGAAGGCUUUGAAAAGUUCUGCGCCAUCUGAAAUUCCAACCUUCAGUGUAAUAGCGGAUGAAGAAUUUAUUCCGUUUAAAGAAAAUACGUUUGAUCUUGUUGUAAGCAGUUUGAGCUUGCACUGGGUAAACGACCUGCCACGAGCAUUUCAAGAGAUACAUCGUGUCCUCAAAGAAGACGGCGUGUUUAUUGGCGCCAUGUUUGGCGGGGAAACCCUCUAUGAGCUCCGCUGCUCUUUGCAGCUGGCAGAGAUAGAACGAGAAGGAGGUUUUUCACCCCACGUGUCUCCGUUCACUGCGGUCACUGACCUCGGAAACCUUUUGGGAAGAGCUGGGUUUAACAUGCUGACUGUGGAUGCUGACGAAAUUCAGGUUCACUAUCCUGGAAUGUUUGAAGUCAUGGAAGAUCUGAAAGGUAUGGGGGAAAGUAACUGCACCUGGAACAGAAGAUCUUUGCUCCACAGGGAUUCACUGCUGGCGGCUGCUGCUAUUUACCAAGAAAUGUACGGUGAGCAGGAUGGGUCUGUCCCGGCCACCUUUCAGAUCUAUUACAUGAUUGGAUGGAAACCUCACGUGUCACAGGCAAAGCCAGCCAAGAGAGGUUCUGCGUCGGCAUCAUUUGGUGACUUAAAAAAAGUCAAUGAAAUUAUUUCAAAAGGGAAAGGGAAAGAAAGCUAAAAAGCACUGAAUUUUCCGUAUUCUGGAUGAGUGUAUUUAAUAAUAGUGUUUUGUAAUAAAUUCAUUUUCUUAUGCA